GAAAGAAUGUCAGUCAAGAGCAGCAAUCAAAGAGAAUUUGCAAAUAUCUAAGGCCAUGAUUGAGACCUUUACAACAUAUAUUGGAACAAUACAGGACAAUGUAGAAAAGGUCAGAUUAUUCACAGGUCUGAAUGUACAAGAACUAUUGAUCCCUGAACAUUCACCUCCUGAUCCAUACCAGUUCAAACCCUGUGAGAUAAUACACAAUCGAAUUAUAUUUGGCAGUCUGUAUCAUAAAAGGGAUGAUAAUAGGAUGCCUAGUAUGAGUAUGCUUGAUCACUUCUUUGAGAGUCAACCAACAGAGUUCACCAAAGAAACCCCAAUGAGUAUUUCAAGUGAGCAAAGGAGUGAAGAGUCAAUGAGUAUUUCUGAGAGUGGUUCCAUGGUCCAACCUCAACCUGAGAUGCCUCUUCCAAUGCCUACACAGAAAUAUCUACAAAAACCAAUUGUUAGAAAGGAGACCAAUCUGUCUAUAAGCUCAUCUGAAAAUGUUGUUUUUGAUAUAGCUGAGGUUGAUACUUCAACACGAGUUGCAGUAAGAGAAGAGGAAGUCCUGUUCUACAACAACUCAGAGUUAACAAAUACAAUACAUGGCAGAAUGAGGCAGGCAGCUAUUACACCUGACAAUUGCAUUGCACUAACCAACCUCACAGAUGUGAUAAGCAUCUAUGACAAGAAGGGUGUACACAAACCAGACAUUAAGAUUCCCUUCACUAACCUGUAUGGAAUUGCAUGUAAUGCCAAUGGAGAACUUGUGGUCAGUGACUGGAAGACAGGGACUGUGGCUCACAUAGACUAUAAUACUGGGACAGUUGUGACUACAACCCCAAAAGGAUUAUUUCAAACACCUUCUUCUGUUGCUGUCAACCUGGACAAUGAUGUAGUAGUGGCUGAUCUCACCAAGCAUUGUAUCACAGUAAUAGACAGGUAUGGCAAUAAGAAAAUGGAGUAUGGUACUGAGGGGUUUGAUGAUGGGCAGCUCAA
Molecule: messenger RNA, 984 nt
Organism: Owenia fusiformis
Lineage: Eukaryota; Metazoa; Annelida; Polychaeta; Sabellida; Oweniidae
Source: the annotation of a GenBank genome assembly